Molecule: messenger RNA, 1584 nt
Organism: Eleginops maclovinus (Patagonian blennie)
Lineage: Eukaryota; Metazoa; Chordata; Actinopteri; Perciformes; Eleginopidae
Gene: rtn4ip1
Product: reticulon 4 interacting protein 1
Exons: 9
Coding region: 279-1496 (405 amino acids)
Cellular component (GO): mitochondrion
Molecular function (GO): oxidoreductase activity
Source: RefSeq, a predicted model, not a curated record
UCGCUCUGGAAGACACCGGUAGUAGAAGAGGCAUGUUAAGGAAAGAAGAGGACGUUGGUUUGAAUUUAUCAUAAGCGUUUUAAAUAUUGCUUAAUAGAAAUGGCUUGACAUGUUCAUAAAAGAAGAGCAUGUUUGCAUUUAGUUGUAAAUGACUUGAAUAACGUAAUUUAACUGUAAUUUAGCAUAGUACCUCUAACGCUAUAGCUAGAGUUGUUAAGGGACUUAAAGCACUUCUAAAUUAUAGCUGCCCUAUUUUAUUUAAUAUUUAAGAGUUGAAAAUGAGUUCCGUGAGACACUUAAUAUACAGUAGGUUGUUGUUUCACUAUAGUAAAUCACCAAUUGUGAACACAUCAGUUUGCUGGAAUGGCAGGCAGAAAAGACUGUUCAGUACUACCAACAGAAGGAGGACUGUUAUGCCUGCCUGGGUUAUUGAUAAAUAUGGAGGCAGUGAUGUGUUACGGUUCACUAAAAAUGCCAGUUUCCCCGUUAUCACAUACCCCAAUGAGGUUAUUGUCAAAGUGAAUGCAGCAGGACUGAACCCUAUUGAUGUCAGCAUGAGAGGUGGCUAUGGUGCUGCAUCACUGUCCGUAAAGAGAGACCCUCUGAGUCUGAAUCAGGCUGGCAGGGAGUUCCCUCUCAUCCUGGGAAGAGAUGUGUCUGGGGUCAUCAUGGAGUGCGGCCUGGAUGUGAAGUACUUCAAAGAAAGGGAUGAGGUGUGGGCAGCGAUCCCUCCAUGGAAGCAGGGAAGCCUGGCUGAGUUUGUGGUGCUGAGUGGCAACGAGAUUUCCCGCAAACCAAAGUCCCUAAGCCACAAAGAGGCAGCAGCCAUUCCCUAUGUGGCAGCAACGGCCUGGUCUGCACUGGUCAACACCGGGGGGCUCAGCAAGGACAACUGUGCCAAGAAGCGGAUAUUGAUCCUUGGAGGAUCCGGGGGUGUGGGAACAUUUGCUAUACAGAUGCUCAAGGCUUGGGGCGCCCAUGUGACUGUGACCUGCUCCCAGAAUGCAGAGCAGUUAGUGAGGGACCUGGGAGCCGACCAUGUGGUUGACUACACCACGGGGCCUGUUGAGAAACCGCUCAGUGCACUGGAGAAAUUCGACCUCAUCCUGGAUAAUGUCGGGGGGGAAACAGAGCGUUGGGCGCUGAGCCUGCUGAAGCCUUGGGCUGGCGGCAAGUAUGUGACCCUUGUAACGCCGUUCCUCCAGAACACUGACUUACUGGGCGUUGCUGAUGGCAUGAUGCAGACUGCUGCCACGAUGGCCACUAAAGCCCUCAAGCACCUCGUCAAAGGAGUUCACUACCGCUGGGGGUUCUUCGCACCGAGUGGUCCUGCUCUGGAUGAAAUCAGUGAAAUGGUGGAUGCAGGACAGAUCCGGGCGGUGGUGGAGGAGACUUUCAGUUUUGCCACUGUUCCUCAGGCCUUUGAGAAGAUGGAGAAAGGCCAUGCUCGAGGGAAGACUGUGGUCCAGAUCAGCAAAGAGGAUGACUACUUAUAGCACUGACAGCUGGAGAAUGUUUUGCUGCUCUACAUUUGUCUGUGUUUUGUUAAAAUGUCCUUAAAAUGUGUAUGUCAAAACAUCUAAA